CUUAGCAUUCGCUGGGAAGGUCCAGUUUAACGAGAAUUUUCGCCAUGCGUUGCUGCGUUCCCUUUGGCUGGCUGCUGUUGGCCCUGACCGCUGUCCUGACGCACGCGUCACACUAUUCGCGAGACGAGAGCAACGAGGAUUCGAAGACCGAAUUCAACUUAGCCACCACUUUCAAAGGCGGCAUUAGCACAAAUCGUCAUCAUGAACGUGCUCAUCUCAACUCGCAAUUAUAUCCGGAUCUAAGGCAGCAAUCGAGCGGUUCCGUUGACAUUGAUGAGCCGUCAGCCCAUGAGAACGGCGGCAGCGGCUUCGGCACCGUGGAUCUUCGCUCUAGUCCAUAUGGCAAUCCGCAGCCACAGUCAAAUGGCUAUUAUCCUGCAUCGCCUUUUCCUAGACAACCACAGACGGUGGGCUACCCAACACCUCCAAGCUCGUCACCUGGAUGCACUCGGCCUGUUGGAGGCUCUGAACCAAAUACUGUGCCAAAUGUUUGUCAGCCGGCUGCAAGGCAAGCAGAUUUCCCUGGAUAUCCAGCUAAUGGAAACCCGCAAGUGGUCCCUCUUCCUGGAGGCAAUCCGCCAGGCGUGUACCCAAGUUAUGGAAACCCACAACCUGGAUAUCCCGUACAACCGGCUUAUCCCUAUCCAGGCCAAUACUUGCCACAAUAUCCAUCCUAUCCGCCGACAGCCCCACUUUAUCCAAACUAUGCACCCAACGUGCCUGUAACGACGCACCCUGGAGCGCCACCCACAAGCUAUCAGAAUCAGCAAAACUAUGCACCACAUGCAGCACCUGGGCAACGGGAUCGUUGGGAUCACAGCUUCAAAAUGAAAUCCGAGUACACGGAAGAUGGAGUACACAAGGGACCAUUCAGUGUGCUGAACAAUCACGGCUCGCAAGGCUAUGGCAGUGGUUUUGGAGGCGGCUAUAACGGCGCCUUCAACAGACCAGGUUACUGAAAAACUAAAAACAAGACAGAUUAUAAGUUAUGGUCAUAAGUUAGGUGUAAGCUAACCUCACCGUGUCAGGUUUAACAGGAGCAGCAGCUGCUCAACCGUGUGUAUUUUAAUAAACUUGAUUUUUUGCCCACACCCAGCCAAAGUAAUUAGCUAUGUACCCUGGUUGCACCUUAAGCAUCAGCAGCGGCAACACGAAAAAUAAGAGGACGACAUCAACACGAGGACAACUUGGCCUUUUGUCCUAUACGCACAUAAGGCACCCUACCUUGCGAACCGGAAAAAAGUAACAUGCAUUUCAGUUGCCUCACUAUUUCGUUGAGAAAGUACACAAUGAACAUUAAACUACCUGGCUGCAGGCAGCGCUGGCAGCCGAAAAAAAUGAAGUACAGGCGCACAAUGGAAGGAGGACAGACGACGGACGACAGGCGACCGACGACCGACAAGGAAUGGUGGUAGAAAACAUCAAGGAGACAGACAGGCGGCUGCUGCUGCUGCCUGCCCUUUUUCAGGCUCAACUGCAGCGGUAUAAAUUGGUUAUGUAUGCAGUGAUUUGUUGGACAAAGACGAUUACGGCAACGGCAACGGGUACGGGAACGGGAAGCAGCAUCGAGGUUGAUGUCUUGCGGCGCAUGCGCAGCCUGCCAACCAAAACCCAAAAUAAUUUGGCGCUAAAAUGUGCAGACGGGCGCGCCAAAAAAACCAGACCCUGAAAUCAAAAAACAUAGAUUAUUGAUUUGUUUUUGUGUAUGUCAGCUAGACUCACCUGAGCGAAAACAAUGGAAACUAGAACUGACCUAAAUGGCUGUUCAGCUGUAAGUAUAUAUACAUACCGGGAAAUAUAUAUAUAUACAUAUAUACAUAUGCAUGUAUAAACGAU
This is a messenger RNA of Drosophila hydei, 1836 nucleotides long. Its product is annotated as calcium-binding protein P. The transcript has a single exon. Lineage: Eukaryota; Metazoa; Arthropoda; Insecta; Diptera; Drosophilidae. The record is from RefSeq and is a predicted model, not a curated record. The coding region runs from base 45 to 959 and encodes 304 amino acids.